Molecule: messenger RNA, 5445 nt
Organism: Cololabis saira (Pacific saury)
Lineage: Eukaryota; Metazoa; Chordata; Actinopteri; Beloniformes; Belonidae
Gene: si
Product: sucrase-isomaltase
Exons: 46
Coding region: 196-5430 (1744 amino acids)
Biological process (GO): carbohydrate metabolic process
Molecular function (GO): alpha-1,4-glucosidase activity; carbohydrate binding
Source: RefSeq, a predicted model, not a curated record
UUGUAUGGCUUUUGGACCUGCAUGCUGAGGUUGUAAAAUGCCUUUCCACAGCCCCCUAUGCAGAUGCACACAAACGGACAUGAUAAGGAGUGUGGGAGCAGAGAUACUCUCUGACGAUAAUACUUCCUGUGUUUAUAUGACACUAUCUGGCUUGAACUGAGAAUCACCUUCCCUUGAGCACUGGAGAGAGUCAAGAUGGGGAAAAAGCGGUUCUCCAGUUUGGAGGCGACCCUUCUAGUUCUGUUUUUAUUAAUGACUGUGGUAGCCAUAACUAUGAUAGUUCUGUUUCUCACGGGAGAACCUGGCGUCGUUACAGAAGAACCUUCAGACGAAUUUGUUCCUCUGUGUCCAAACAUUCCUCCGUCUGACAGAGUAGACUGUUUCCCGGAUCACGGCGCCUCAAAGCUGAAAUGUGAGCAGCGUGGCUGUUGCUGGAGCCCCCGGGAUGAGACAAAUACUCCCUGGUGUUACUUCCCAACUAACCAUGGAUACACAGCAGAAUUAGUGGAGCAGCCGAGUUCUUAUGUAAUGACAGCCCAGCUGAGCAGAAUGGCCUCUCCUACUUUAUUUGGUGCUGACAUAAAAAAGCUGUCAUUUCAUGCAGAAAUGCAGACAAACAAUCGACUUCGAUUUAAGAUUUUUGAUCCUCAAAACAAGAGGUUCGAGGUGCCUCAUGAGCAUGUCCCAACUGUCACCAACAAUCCAUCCAGCCCCAUCAGCGAAACACUAGAGAUCACAAACAAGCCCUUUGGCCUCGUCGUGCGUAGGAGAGAGAACAAAAAAGUCCUAUUUGACACUACAUUUGCACCACUGGUGUUUGCAGACCAGUACCUACAGCUGUCUGCUAAGCUUCCAUCCCAUAAUAUCUAUGGCUUAGGAGAGCAUGUCCAUACGAGAUAUCGCCAUGAUACCAACUGGAGAACCUGGCCCAUUUUUACCAGAGAUGCUUUUCCUAAUGGGGGGACGCAUAACCUCUACGGACAUUACCCCUUCUUCCUCUGUCUGGAAAAUGAGACUGGGAAGUCUUUUGGGGUGUUUCUCAUGAACAGCAAUGCAAUGGAAGUGACUCUGCAGCCAGCCCCAGCUGUGACCUACAGGACAAUAGGAGGAAUCUUGGACUUCUAUAUUCUCAUUGGAAACACACCAGAAGAUGUUGUGCAUGAGUUCCUUGAGCUCAUAGGAAGGCCUGUCAUUCCUCCCUACUGGUCGUUGGGUUUCCAGCUUUCUCGAUGGAACUAUGGUAACUUGAGUGUGGUCAAGGAAACCGUGGAGAGGAACCGUGCAGUGGGGCUCCCUUAUGACGUUCAAUACACUGACAUAGACUACAUGGAGGACAAGAAAGAUUUCACUUAUGACAAAGUAAAGUUUGCAGAGCUACCUCAGUUUUCUGAAUACCUCAGUGCGAAGGGUCAGAAGUACAUCCUUAUCCUGGAUCCUGCAGUAGCAACUAGCAAGAGGGUAGGGAAUACUCCAUAUGAGUCCUAUGAUCGAGGGACAAAAGUGAAUGCUUGGGUCACAGAAUCCGAUGGGAAAACUCCUCUGAUAGGAGAGGUGUGGCCGGGAGAAACAGUCUUUCCAGACUACACCAGCCAAAAUUGCAUCAAUUGGUGGACAGAUGAGUAUUUGCGAUUCUACCAGGAGGUCAAACACGAUGGCCUCUGGAUUGACAUGAAUGAGGUGGCUAAUUUCAAGCAAGGAUCAUCCAAAGGCUGUGUUGAUAACGCCCUUAACUACCCCCCUUACACUCCAAAGAUUCUAGAUGAGCUGAUGUACAGUAAGACCCUGUGCAUGGAUGCCAAGCAGGCCUGGGGGAACCAUUACGACGUCCACAGUCUGUACGGCUACUCCAUGGUCCUGGCUUCAGAAAAAGCCUUGCAGCAGGUGUUCGGAAGAAACCGCAGUCUGAUUCUGACCCGCUCCUCCUUCCCAGGUGUGGGAAAAUAUUCAGGCCACUGGCUGGGUGACAAUGGUGCCAACUGGAAUGACAUCAAGUGGGCCAUACCUGGCAUGCUUGAGUUUGGGCUGUUUGGAGUUCCCUACAUUGGAGCUGACAUCUGUGGAUUCUUUGGCGACUCACCUGAAGAGUUAUGUCGCCGCUGGAUGCAAGUGGGGGCUUUCUAUCCCUUCAGUCGAAACCACAAUGCUGAGGGCUAUGCGGCCCAGGAUCCAGCUGCAUAUGGUGCUGACUCACUACUGGUGAACAGCUCCAGACACUACCUGAAGAUACGAUACACUCUUCUGCCUUACCUGUACACACUCUUUUACAAAGCCCACACCAAAGGGGACACUGUUGUACGUCCUGUCCUGCAUGAGUUCUACAAUGAUAGCGCCACCUGGGAGGUGGAUCGUCAGUUCCUUUGGGGCAAACACCUGCUCAUCUCACCUGUACUGGAUCCAAAUGUGGACAGACUGAGGGCAUAUAUGCCAGAUGCUGUAUGGUAUGACUAUGAAACGAUGGAACGACUGCGAGACCGUAAGAUGCAUGUUGAAUUGCAUCUACCAGGUGACAAGCUUGGCCUGCACAUCAGAGGUGGUGGGAUUCUCCCCACACAGAGGCCUGAUGUCACCACCACAUACAGUCGGCGCAACCCCAUGGGUUUGAUUGUUGCUCUUGAUGACAACAAACAGGCAGCAGGGGAACUCUUCUGGGAUGAUGGAGACUCUCGAGAGACAGUUAAGAAUGGAAACUACCUUCACUACAGUUUCUCUUUCACAGAUUGGGUACUGACAAUGAAGGUGACCCAUGCUGGAUACACAGACCCAAAUACCCUCAACUUUGAUGACAUUGCAAUCCUCGGAUUGCCAGAUGCUCCAUCAUCCAUCUCUGUGACUGAAGUUAACACUGAAAGUGGAGCGAACAUUACUAGCACCUUGACAAAUGACCAGAUAUUCCAUGAUGUAGCCAAGGAGGUGUUGUUCUUGCGAAACCUCUCCUUGAGUCUGGGAAAGACCUACGUUUUGAAGUGGGAAGACAGACGAUUUGACUGCCAUCCAGAAAAUAAUCCAACCGAAGCCAAAUGCUUGGAGAGGGGCUGCAUCUGGAAGACAAGUACUGUUGAUCGUGUUCCAUGGUGCUUUUAUCCAGAAGACUAUGGAUAUACUUCUGCAACUCCUAUUUUAACCAGUUCAGGCAUUACAGUUGACAUCACUCGAACCAAGAGAUACAGGAGUAGCGGCCGUCCAGGUUCACCACACAUUGACAAGCUCCGUGUGGAGAUUCGCUAUCAUACUGCUGACAUGCUACAAUUCAAGAUCUUCGACCCGACAAAUAAUCGCUAUGAGGUACCUGUGCCGCUGUCAAUUCCUGAAACUCCCGAGACUGAUGAGACCAAGCGCCAUUACAAGGUCUCUAUUAGUAACAACCCAUUCGGCAUCCAGGUAAUAAGGAAACGCACAGGAACCACAUUGUGGGACUCCUCCAUGCCAGGUUUUACCUUCUCAGACAUGUUCAUCCAAAUAUCAACUCGACUGUCAUCUGAGUUUGUCUACGGAUUUGGAGAAACGGAGCACCCCUCCUUUAAACAUGAUCUUAACUACCACACCUGGGGCAUGUUCUCCAAAGACCAGCCUCCUGGUUACAAGAUGAAUUGCUAUGGCGUACAUCCUUUCUACAUGGGCCUUGAGACCACCACUGAUGCUCAUGGUGUGCUGCUGCUAAACAGCAAUGCCAUGGAUGUGACUUUCCUGCCAGUCCCAGCUUUAACCUAUCGAACUAUUGGAGGCAUUCUGGACUUCUACAUGAUCCUCGGACCAACACCUGAAAUGGUUGUUCAGCAGUACACUGCACUGGUUGGACGACCUGUUCUGCCUGCUUAUUGGUCGCUUGGAUUCCAAUUGUGUCGCUAUGGUUAUGCCAAUGACUCAGAAAUACAAAAUCUAUACAGAGACAUGAAGGAAGCUGGUAUUCCCUACGAUGUACAGUAUGCAGACAUUGACUAUAUGGACCGUCAGCUGAACUUUGUCCUGGACCCAGAGUUUAAAAAACUGCCCCAGCUGGUUAACAAUAUGAGAGAAGAAGGCAUGCGGUUCAUCUUCAUUCUGGAUCCAGCUAUUUCAGGCAACGAGACAGACUAUUAUCCUGCUUUUGAGAGAGGAAAGGCAGCUGAUGUCUUCAUCAAAUGGCCCAGAGAACUCAGUGAUGACAUUGUGUGGGGAAAGGUCUGGCCUGACUUCCCCAAUGUCACAGUAAAUGAAUCUCUUGACUGGGAAACCCAAGUGCAGCGCUACAGGGCAUACACUGCAUUCCCAGACUUCUUCCGCACUCAAACAGCAAGAUGGUGGCACCAAGAAAUUGCGGAUUUCUAUAUGAAUAUAACAAAGUUUGAUGGCCUUUGGAUUGACAUGAAUGAACCUGCCAGUUUUGUCCACGGUACAGUUGACGGGAAGUGCCUUGGUAAUCCCCUUCUGGAGAACCCACCAUAUAUGCCACCCCUGGAAUCCAGACAUCUUGGCCUAAACCAUAAGACUCUCUGCAUGAACAGCGAACAGAUACUUAGUGAUGGGAAACGUGUCAGCCAUUACGAUGUCCACAGCCUCUAUGGAUGGUCCCACACCAAACCCACCUACGAUGCACUGCUGAACAUCACUGGGAAAAGAGGUAUAGUAGUGACCAGAUCCACUUACCCCUCCAGUGGAAAAUGGGCUGGACAUUGGCUAGGUGACAACGCUGCCAGCUGGGACCAGCUGUACAAAUCCAUUAUAGGUAUGAUGGAGUUCAGUCUCUUUGGCAUACCUUAUACUGGAGCAGACAUAUGUGGGUUCUUUAACAAAGCUGAGUAUGAAAUGUGUCUGCGCUGGAUGCAGCUGGGUGCCUUCUAUCCAUACUCACGCAACCACAAUGGCAAGGGUAACCCUAGACAAGAUCCUGUCGCUUGGGACGCCAAGUUUGCUAAUGCAUCCCGUGAUGUCAUGAACAUCCGUUACACCCUCCUGCCAUACCUCUACACACUGAUGUUUGAGGCACAUACUAAAGGAAGCACAGUGAUCAGACCACUGUUGCACGAGUUUGUGACUGACAGGAUUACGUGGGGCAUCCACAACCAAUUCCUUUGGGGACCUGCUCUACUUAUCAGCCCCGCCCUGGAAAAGGGACUCAGUGAGGUGCGUGGCUACCUUCCUGCUGCUCGUUGGUAUGACUUCCACACGGCUCGGGAUGUUGGAGUGCGUGAGCGAUGGCAUAUGAUGCCAACACCUCUGACCCAUAUUAACCUUCACAUAAGAGGAGGAUACAUCGUACCUUGGCAAAAACCAGAGCGUAAUACAUUUUUAAGUCGCAAGAAUCCCCUAGGACUGAUCGUUGCCCUGAGUGACAGUGGAACUGCUGAAGGAUCGUUCUUUUGGGAUGAUGGAGAAGGAAUAGACACGGUGGCGAGACGCCAAUAUCUUCAGACCUACUUUACUGCUCAAUCGGUGAGUUCAAGGGCCAACUAAAUGUCACUGCUUCCU